AUGUUGUUGCUGAUCGUUGCGUCGGCAUUGUUGGCCAGCUCCACAGUACUUGGCCAAAAAUGUGACCCGAUCCGCUUCGACCAAUGCCAGCAGACCUUUGCCCGCAUUAUCGGCGCCGACCCCAGCGUCGACUGGAAGAAGCCCCGGGAUCUGCAUGCCGCCAUUCAGAACGUCUACAUCAAUGGGCUCGACGCGACGACACCUGGGAUCGUUUCGGUUUGCAACGCCUACAAUGCGUUCAUGCAAUGCAUCCGCGAUGACGGCUACAGCUAUCAGGACUGCUUCAGCGCUAAUUGGCUUCUCUCGCUGAACUCGUCGAUCGUGACCCCGUACGACACGUAUUACUACGUGGGCGUGAUGGUUCAGGUGUCGUACCAGUGCUCCGCCGGAUUCUAUCCGGCCGUCGACAAUUGGCCGUGCAUCCAGUCGGUCUACAAGAACCAGGGCGCCGCCCUCGACAAGUGCCUCCAAACUUUCUACAUCAACGCUCAGGGAAAUCCAUACAGGGCGUGCGAAUUCUUCAAGGACGGCAUGGAGUGCUAUCAGGGAACAUUCCGCCACUGCCGCGACGAGGUCAUGUACUGGGGCUGCGAGUCGUUCCGUAGCCAAGCGCACAUCGGAUACGAGGGAUGCAAGCAGAGCUGUCAAGUCAACCAAUUCUUCGGCGACGUCCAGCCCGAGCAGAAGAUGAAGCUCGUCGACUCGGAGCGCUACACAAAGAACGCCGCCGAGCAGAUCGAAGCC
Mesorhabditis spiculigera is the source of this 744-nucleotide messenger RNA. The record is from the annotation of a GenBank genome assembly. Lineage: Eukaryota; Metazoa; Nematoda; Chromadorea; Rhabditida; Rhabditidae.